GCCCCACCUGUGUAUAUGUAUUGUGCUUUAUCAAACAUUAAUUGCUAAAACUUGGUCGUAUUUGAUAAGCGCAAUCUGCUUCCGUCAGUACAUGUUAUCUCUUCACAUAAAGACGAGUGAGAUUAAUUGAUACUCCUUGAAUUUAUCGAAUUUAUCGUUUUCGUAUUUUUCAUAUGAUCAUAUCAUAUCAUUCUCAGCACAUGCAUUUAAUACGAUUAUCUCUUGUUGUUCCAUGUUAUAUAAUUUUUUCAAUUUUCUCUAACAUAAUGUAACUGGUGCAAAGUGAUAAACGAUAACGAGAUCGCGGAGAGAAUAGUAAUUUGGCUCGUUAUCCGACUACUUCCGUAUACAGUUACGAAUUAUCUCUGUUACACUUUCUCGAAGGGAUUGCCAUCGCUAAUGAUGACGUACUUAACAAUAUUAAAAUAAUAAUAAACAAAAUAAAAAGGAAGCAAAGAGCGAAAAACGUAUCGACGCACGCUUGGUGCGCGUUCCAAAGUUUUUUCUUAUGUUAGUAGUGAACAGUAGCAUGGGCUCCAAAUCCUCGAUAGUCUAAAUACCCGAGAUGGAUCAUCAUCAGUAUCGUAUAAUGUAGGCCGAAAUGAUUCGGUAGUUGGUCAUGUAAUUCGGUACAUGGACAUAUCAUCUGGGAAUCGUUCGUUUCGGGCCUUUCCCUCCUGAUUUCGUGCUCUCUUGCUACAUCCUUGUUCGCUGACCUUUCGAUCCCCACUUGAAACCCUUUUACAGCCACCUGCGUAUAUUUAUUUCAAGACAAAAGAAGAUAUGUGCCAUAUAGCAGCAACCUUUGCGAAAUUCGCGAUGUCCAUUGAUCUACGUUACUACCGUGCCCCGACCGGCGAUAAAUCCUUGUUACGUCCGUGACGGAUGAUAUUUUUAUCUGACAUUUUCGAAGAAAUUUGUCUGGAGGUCUGCAACGUCGCGUUCAUUGCCGUUCGAAAGGGUAUUUUUACGUAUUUAACGCUUUCGAAUCGUGAAAAGCGCGUGGAAAGAAGAGGACACGAGUGUCGCGUGUCGACGACAAUCACUGGCAAACUUGUAAUCACACCUGAAAAUCUUCUCAAAGAACGAUCGAAGCAAGGUCAAUGACCAGCCUGUUCCAGAUUCAAGUAGGAACUCCACGUAGCCUAAAUUCUAACCGGAUUUCUUGGAACCGCAAGCGAGCAGAAUGGCUCUUUCGCAUUUGUUACAGAAAGCACGCGUUUUACGAGCGUAUCUAUGCGGCGUCUAACGUUCAGAACCGUGAUAGGAUUUGGUCGCAUAUCCGCUGGUUUUGAUUCUUUACAUAAUACACUCAUGUGUGUACAAAUCUAUCCUUAUACGUAUACAAAUAUGUAACUUUCACAUUACAAGUGCUUGUAACGUUACAUUGCAUGCAAAGCAUAAAGACAUCUUCGCCGAGGCAAGAAAUCUAAGCAUGAACAAACGCUUGAAAAAGAUUCAACGAUUGUAAAAUGUUUAUCUGUAUAAAUAAUUUGAUAAGGUUUUUUCUUAAUGAUAAAUUGAUCGAUGGCUUUUAAUUAAACGCGAGUAAACAUACUCCGAAAAAAAAUCGUUAUCCACUCUCUCUACUCGAAUGGAUCCUCGAGAGACAUACUAUGUCGGUCCUUCAUGAACCACUGACCCACUGGGACCGCUUGGAAAUAUCGGCGGGGUCGGUCCCGUCAGAAAACCUCGAGAAUAAUACGUUGGGCAGCAUCGAAUGACAAGAACUCGCGAUGAGUUUAUUUUACACGAUACUCUUUUUAUUCGUCUCUCUUCUCGCUUACAUUUUUUAUAAAACUCGAAAAGUGCAACGCCUGCCGCCCGGUCCUUGGCAACUUCCGAUCGUCGGUUACCUUCCAUGGAUCGACCCAGCGAAACCGCACGAAUCCCUUACGAAAUUAAGUAGAACUUACGGCCCUGUCUGCGGAAUUCGCAUGGGUUCUGUGUACACUGUUCUACUAUCGGAUCCGCAAAUAAUAAGACAGGCGUUUGCGAAGGAUGCGUGCACCUCCAGGGCACCUUUGUAUCUUACACACGGAAUAAUGCAAGGAUACGGUAUCGUUUGCGCUGAGGGUGACCGAUGGAAAGAUCAAAGAAAAUUUGUCAGUAACUGUUUACGAAACUUUGGAAUGGUAAAGUACGAUGGAAUCAGACGAGAAGGACUGGAAAAGAAACUAUCGAAUGCUGCUGAAGAAUGUGUAUCGAUGUUGAACAAAUAUGCUGCUAACGGGUCGAUCGAUCCUCUGAACACGCUUCAUCAUUGUAUGGGAAAUUUUAUCAAUGCCAUUGUGUUUGGCAAGACUUACGAGGAAGAUGAUGAAGUUUGGAAAUGGCUGAGACAUUUGCAGGAGGAAGGUGUGAAGGAGAUAGGUGUAGCUGGGCCGCUCAACUUUUUACCUUUUCUCAGAUUUUUACCGCACUUCGGGCGAACGAUGCGAUCCAUCGUCGAUGGAAAAGAGAAAACGCACGUGGUAUAUCGCGGUAUACUUGAAGAGCACCGAGCACGACUCGCGCAAACUUCGGAGGAUGAAGACACUCCCGAGAGCUUUUUAGCGGCGUUCGUCGAACAAAUGAGAAAAAGGAACGGGUCAGAGUCUGAAUAUUACACGGAACCUCAGCUUUAUCAUUUACUAGCGGAUCUUUUCGGUGCUGGAGUCGACACCACGUUAGCUACCUUCCGUUGGUUCCUUUUAUUCAUGGCUGCCUAUCCUAUGGAACAGGAAAAGGUACAAUUGGAAAUGGAUCGGUGCUUGAAAGAUGGUGAACAGCCUACUUUGAACGAUAGAACUGUCAUGCCGCGUCUCGAAGCCACCAUAGCCGAAGUGCAACGUAUAAGAAGCGUUACACCGCUCGGCUUUCCUCGCGGAACAUCAGAGGACACGAAAAUAGCCGGUUACGAUGUGCCGCGCGGUGCCAUGAUCGUACCGAUGCAAUGGACCAUUCACACCGACCCUGCUUACUGGCAGGAUCCUUUCGAAUUUCGACCCGACCGAUUCCUGGCUGAGGAUGGGAGCUUCUUCAAACCAGAACCAUUUCUCCCGUUUCAAAAUGGUAAACGCGUCUGCGUCGGAGAGGAACUCGCUAGAAUGAUAUUGUUUCUGUUCGCCGGGAGGCUACUACGAGCGUUCAUUGUAUCCGUACCAGCGGGUGAAACUGUCGACCUCGAAGGCGAGUGUGGUAUCACGCUCGUCCCGAAGCCGCAUCGCUUGGCGUUCAUUCCGCGGCGUCGAUGACCAGCAUCGCUCACUUUUUCACGUUCAUACAUUCGACAGCAAUAAACAUUUUUAAUACCUCACCUGGUCAGCUCGAAUCGUUCGAUCAUCCGUUUAGAAAGUUUUCGUCCAAACGAACGAGAUAAACGAUGGCCCUUUCAUUCCCCCCCUCUCUCUCUCUCUCUCCCUCUCUCUCUGUCUUCCUCUUCCUACCCGCUUGUCCUCUCUCUUCGAUUUCUCGCCGCCGCUGCCGCUUCGAUUUCUAUCUCUUUGUCUUCCUUCUUAAAUAGCUGUUGUUUAUUCUUGAUCAAACUAUGUCGCCCGUUCAUCCCGAAACCCAGCUUUCGCCCGUUGUUCUUUCUCCCCCUCUUCCAUUCUUUACAAUCGUGCACUCGUUAAAAUCUUUACGACACACGGAAGUCAUGCACCGUUUUUCUUUUCUGACUCUUCUUUCUCUUCUCAGAAACACGUAGGUACCGCAUGGCACAAUUUCGUACCUUCUGCAGUACAUUUUUCAUCGUUAAAUGACAAACAGGGAAGAGGAAUGUAAAAAUUUGAGAAAUUGUAGGUGGAAAUGAAACAUAUAAUUUCAAACUUACGAAGAACCACGAGUACAAUCGUAAUGUUCGUUUUCAUCAAGAAUAGUGUGACUCGUCGUAUAACGAAUCGCGUGCAUACAUGUACGGCAGUUUAUUUCUGUUAACUGUAAUGAAACGAAACGAAAAAAUCGGUCGAUUUGUUCCGUGCGAGACAAAGCGCACGCGCAUUUUCCAAUUAAAGCGAUAUACAAAAUUAAAGUACAACCAUGGUUUCUGUUUAAUGAUCGUUAGAAAAGAAGAUUAACAUUAAAUAACACAGAUUCGCUGGUGAACACAAUGCGGUGCUCCGCUAUUCGAGCAUGCCACAUGCAAAUUUCAUUACUGGUGAAUACAAACGAGGCAUCGACGCGGUGAUCUCUGCGUUGCAUAAAGGCUCGCCGUACGCAAAAGGAACGCACGCAUGCACGGCGCGCGGCGCGCGGUGACGGUACAAACGGGCGGUGACAUGGCGGGAGCGAAAGAAAACGGAGAACACGCGUCGCCGCCCCGUCGGCUUUCGCCGGACACACGACGAUGAAAAAAAAAUCUUUGGAAAUGAUUUUACGAUCGCGAUAUCACAGGGAUCUCGUCGGAGAGUCCCAUGUCCUAAAUUCGAAAUUCACAGCCUUAAUCUUUGCCCGCGCCCAAAACGGAUCGAGUUCGUUGCCGGUCUUGAAUUCUGAAACGCUAUACGUAACUAUACAUACAUACAUACGGACAUAUUUACAUACACUGUGUGCGCUGCUACCAUGCGAUGUCGCAAGAGCCUUGUUCUAACUUUCACGAAAAUCACUGUUCUAGGUCAACGGCUGCGCUCAUCCAACGCGCAGAGAAGGCCCUAACGAUCUAAUCCAUUCGAAUCUGGUCGCGUCGGAUACUUUCGAACGAUAAGGGAAAAGAGAGACACUAGGGGGGACACGAACCUCGCGCGCGCUCUCCUCAACCGCCACGAAUUUUCGGCAC
Molecule: messenger RNA, 4756 nt
Organism: Ceratina calcarata
Lineage: Eukaryota; Metazoa; Arthropoda; Insecta; Hymenoptera; Apidae
Gene: phtm
Product: cytochrome P450 enzyme phantom
Exons: 8
Coding region: 1737-3236 (499 amino acids)
Biological process (GO): xenobiotic metabolic process
Cellular component (GO): intracellular membrane-bounded organelle; cytoplasm
Molecular function (GO): oxidoreductase activity, acting on paired donors, with incorporation or reduction of molecular oxygen, reduced flavin or flavoprotein as one donor, and incorporation of one atom of oxygen; steroid hydroxylase activity; iron ion binding
Source: RefSeq, a predicted model, not a curated record